Molecule: messenger RNA, 651 nt
Organism: Lathyrus sativus (Indian pea)
Lineage: Eukaryota; Viridiplantae; Streptophyta; Magnoliopsida; Fabales; Fabaceae
Source: the annotation of a GenBank genome assembly
AUGGCAACAACCAAGCUUCUAUUAUCACUCCCUCUCUUCCACCUGCAACUUCUCCCCACCACCACCACCACCACCACCACCACCACCGUCAAAAUCAACCCCUCAUUCAAUUUCCAGCACCGUAAUGGACUCUCCCCACUCCGCUCCUUGGCUAACGAUUUCUUAGGGGAUUUUGGAGCCAGAGACCCUUUCCCAGCUGAGGUUGAAAGUAAAUUCGGAGAUAAAGUUCUAGGUAGUUACAACACGGAACACAAAAUCCUCAUCCCCAAUAUCUCUGCUCUUUCUCUUUCUCAGCAGGAUUGUCUUCCCAUUUCACCUUUACAAUCUCCUCUUUCCGUAGACGAUGCUAACCAGCUUAUAAGAAAGGUUUUGGGUUGGAGACUUGUGAAUGAAGAAGGAGUACUUAAACUUCGAUGUUUGUGGAAAUUGAGAGAUUUUAAAUGCGGAGUCGAACUCAUUAGCAGAAUCUCUAAGGUUGUUGAGAAUACAGGCCAUUUCCCCAAUAUCCACAUAGAACAACCAAGUCAAGUCAGAGCAGAGCUAUGGACAACAUCCAUUGGUGGAUUAAGUAUGAAUGAUUUCAUUGUAGCUGCAAAGAUAGAUGCAAUAAAGACAUCAGAUCUUGUCCCAAGGAAAAGAGUUUGGGCUUAA